CCCAGGAGCGGGCAGCCAGCGCGCUGAGAGGGGAGAGGCUCGAGGUUCCCGGGCGCUGUGAGUGGGGGAGCGGCUCCGGGUCCAAGCGAGCGGCUCAGGCGCUGUGAGGAGAGAAGGGGAGUCUGGUCCCCGGGCGCUGCGGUCGACUGGCCCCUGCGGUGCUCGGCGCGGGCUGAGCGGACAUGGCUACCAUGGAGAAACUGAUGAAGGCCUUCGAGUCCCUCCGCUCCUUUCAGCAGCAGCAGGGGCCGGCCGCCAUCCCCGAGGAGCCGCUUCAGAGAGCAAAGAAAGAACUUUCAACUACCAAGAAAGAUCGAGUGAACCACUGCCUAACAAUAUGUGAAAACAUAGUUGCUCAGUCUCUAAGGAAUUCUCCGGAAUUUCAGAAACUGCUGGGUAUUGCUAUGGAACUCUUUCUUCUCUGUAGUGAUGAUGCGGAGUCUGAUGUCAGGAUGGUUGCUGAUGAAUGUCUCAAUAAAGUUAUAAAAGCUUUGAUGGAUUCCAACCUUCCUAGGUUACAGUUAGAACUCUAUAAAGAAAUUAAAAAGAAUGGUGCUUCUCGAAGCCUACGUGCUGCAGUUUGGAGGUUUGCUGAGCUUGCCCAUCUGGUUCGACCUCAGAAGUGCAGGCCAUACUUAGUCAACCUAUUGCCCUGUCUAACGCGAAUAAGUAAGCGGCCUGAAGAAUCGGUACAAGAGACAGUGGCUGCAGCAAUACCAAAAAUCAUGGCAGCAUUUGGCAACUUUGCAAAUGACAAUGAAAUCAAGGUUUUAUUGAAGGCUUUCAUUGCUAAUCUUAAAUCCAGUUCUCCUACCAUCCGUCGAACAGCAGCUGGAUCAGCAGUGAGCAUCUGUCAACACUCACGAAGAACACAAUAUUUUUAUACCUGGUUACUGAAUGUGCUUUUAGGUUUGUUGGUUCCUGUGGAAGAUGAACAUCCUACUCUUUUAAUUCUUGGAGUACUGCUCACACUAAGGUAUCUAAUACCGUUACUGCAGCAGCAAGUAAAGGAUACCAGUUUGAAAGGCAGUUUUGGUGUAACACGAAAAGAAACAGAGAUUUCACCUUCUCCAGAUCAGCUUAUACAGGUCUAUGAAUUGACUUUGCAUUACACUCAGCACCAGGACCACAAUGUUGUGACUGGAGCUUUAGAACUAUUACAGCAACUUUUUAGAACACCACCGCCUGAUCUUCUUCAUGCCCUGACCACUUCAGGAGGCAUUACACAGGUCAGUGUAUCCAAAGACGAGUCUAUCAGCAGAAGCUGCAGUGGAAGCAUAGUGGAGUUUAUAGCUACAGGGGGGUCUUCAUGCAGCCCUUGUCUGUCAAGAAAACUAAAAGGUAAAGUACUUUUAGGAGAAGAAGAAGGCUUAGAGGAUGACCCUGAAACACGGUCAGAAGUCAGCACUGCAACUUUUGCAGCCUCCAUGAAGAGUGAGAUAACCAGUGAAUUAGCUUCUUCAUCAGGAGUAUCAUCAGCUGGAUCAAUAGUAAGUUCUGCAGCUGAUCCCACAGGACAUGACAUCAUCACUGAGCAGCCACGUUCACAACAUGCUUUGCAAUCAGACUCUGUAGACCUGACCAGUUGUGAUUUGGCCAGCACAACUACUGAAGGGGAAGAGGAUGACAUGCUUAGUCGGAGCUCCAGCCAAAUCAGCACUGUCCAGUCAGACCCCACUAUGGACUUGAAUGAUGGCACGCAGGCUUCUUCACCAGUUAGUGAUAGCUCUCAGACUACCACAGAAGGUCCAGAUUCAGCUGUGACCCCUUCGGACAGUUCUGAAAUUGUUCUAGAGGGUACUGAAAGCCAGUAUUCUGGAAUGCAGAUUGGACAGCUGCAAGAUGAGGAAGAUGAAGCUGCAAAUGUUCUCCAUGAUGACUCCUCAGAGCCUUUCAGAAAUUCUUCCCUUGCCCUUCAGCAACCACACUUAUUGAAAAACAUGGGCCAUAGCAGGCAGCCUUCUGACAGCAGUGUAGAUAAAUUCAUGGCAAAAGAAGAAACAGUAGAAUCUGUUGAUCAUGAAAAUAAGCCUUCCAGAAUAAAGGGAGAUAUAGGUCACUACACAGAUGGAAAUUCUGCUCCUCUGGUUCACUGUGUUCGUCUCCUGUCUGCUUCUUUUCUGCUUACUGGGGAGAAAGCUGCUUUAGUUCCCGAUAGGGAGGUGAGGGUCAGUGUAAAAGCAUUGGCAGUAAGUUGUGUUGGAGCAGCUGUUGCCCUUCAUCCUGAAUCUUUCUUCAGCAAACUGUAUAAGACACCUCUUGAAACCAUGGGAGAAGAGUAUGAAGAGCAGUAUGUAUCAGAUGUUUUGAACUAUAUUGAUCAUGGAGAUCCCCAGAUUAGAGGGGCUACUGCCAUUCUCUGUGGAACCAUUGUCUACUCCAUUCUCAAUAAAUCACGUUUUGAUGUGGAAAACUGGCUAGCAAAUGUCAGAAAUUCAACAGGAAAUCUCUUUUCUCUGGUAGACUGUAUACCUCUCUUGCAGAAGACUCAAGAUGAAUCCUCAGUUACAUGCAAACGCUGUGCGGCUGUGAGGCAUUGCAUCAUGAGCUUGUGCAGUAGCAGUUAUUGUGAACUAGGUUUACAGUUAAUAAUCGACCUCCUUACUCUGAAGAAUAGUUCUUAUUGGCUAGUAAGGACAGAGCUUCUGGAAACUCUUGCUGAGAUAGAUUUCCGGUUAGUCAGCUUUUGGAAGGAAAAAGCAGACAACUUGCACAGAGGUGUUCAUCAUUAUACUGGGCUAUUAAAACUUCAGGACAGAGUCCAACAAUGUUGUAUCUACCUUCUGGGUGAUGAAGACCCCAGAGUGAGACACGUAAGCUGCAGCUUCUUGAUGAGGCUUGUUCCAAAGCUGUUUUAUAAUUGUGACCAAGGACAGGCUGAUCCAGUAGUGGCCGUGGCAAGAGACCAAAGCAGUGUCUACUUGAAACUCCUAAUGCAUGAGACUCCGCCUCCAUCUCACUUUGCAGUGAGCACUAUCACCAGAACAUACAGGGGUUACAACAUGGUGCAAAGUCCAACGGAUGUCACUAUGGAAAACAACCUUUCUAGGGUUAUCUCAGCCGUUUCCCAGGCAUUGACAACUUCAACUACAAGAGCGCUUACAUUUGGCUGCUGUGAAGCUUUAUGUCUUCUCUCCACAACGUUUCCAGUCUGCACAUGGACUGUAGGAUGGCACUGUGGUGCUUCCCAGCUGAGUCCUUCGGAGGAAUCUCGGAAGAGCUGUACCAUUGGAAUGGCUGGAAUGGUUUUGUCCCUUCUUUCAACGGUCUGGUUCCCACUAGAUCUUUCGGCACAUCAAGAUGCUUUGAUUUUGGCUGGAAACUUGCUUGCAGCAAGUGCCCCCAAAUCUUUGAAAAACCCCUGGACUACUGAAGAAGAUAUGAAUCCAGGUGCUGCUAAACAAGAGGAGCCAUGGCCAGCUUUGGCUGACCGAACUCUUGUUACUUUGGUAGAACAACUCUUUUCUCAUUUACUGAAGACCAUUAAUAUUUGUGCUCAUGUGGUGGAUGAUGUUGCUCCUGGCCCAGCAAUAAAGGCAACAUUGCCUUCUCUCUCAAACCCACCUUCUCUAAGUCCAAUUCGUCGGAAAGGGAAAGAGAGAGAACCUGUGGAACAAACAUCUGUACCAAUGAGCCCUAAAAAGGGUAGUGAAACUAAUCCAGCUACUAGGCAAACCGAUACUUCAGGGCCUGCUCCAACAAGCAAAUCGUCGUCACUGGGCAGUUUUUAUCAUCUUCCAUCGUAUCUCAAGUUAUAUGAUGUCUUGAAAGCUACCCAUGCUAACUAUAAGGUUACAUUGGAUCUUCAGAACAACAUCGAAAAAUUUGGAGGUUUCCUGCGAUCUGCCCUGGAUGUCCUCUCUCAAAUUUUAGAACUAGCAACUCUUCAAGACAUUGGAAAGUGCGUUGAAGAGAUUUUGGGGUAUUUGAAAUCCUGUUUCAACAGAGAACCAAUGAUGGCAACAGUUUGUGUACAGCAGUUGCUGAAGACGUUAUUUGGCACGAACUUGGCAUCUCAAUAUGAUGGCUUAUCUUCAAACCCCAGCAAAUCUCAAGGCAAAGCCCAGCGUUUAGGCUCUUCUAAUUUGAGACCUGGUCUUUAUCAUUACUGCUUCAUGGCCCCUUAUACACACUUUACGCAGGCACUUGCUGAUGCGAGUCUAAGGAACAUGGUACAGGCAGAGCUGGAACAUGAUGCUUCAGGAUGGUUUGAUGUGCUGCAGAAAGUUUCUACGCAACUGAAAACUAGCCUUACAAGUGUAACAAAACAUCGUGCUGACAAGAAUGCUAUUCACAAUCACAUUCGCUUGUUUGAACCCCUUGUUAUAAAAGCUUUAAAGCAAUAUACUACAACAACGUCGGUACAACUACAAAGGCAGGUUUUAGAUCUCCUAGCACAGCUGGUUCAGCUACGGGUUAACUACUGUCUUCUAGAUUCCGAUCAGGUGUUUAUUGGAUUUGUGCUAAAGCAGUUUGAAUACAUUGAAGUGGGACAGUUCAGGGAAUCCGAGGCAAUUAUCCCGAAUAUCUUUUUCUUCUUGGUAUUAUUGUCUUAUGAGCGAUAUCACUCCAAACAGAUAAUUGGAAUUCCUAAGAUUAUUCAGCUGUGUGAUGGUAUCAUGGCCAGUGGAAGGAAAGCUGUUACACAUGCUAUACCAGCUCUGCAACCCAUUGUCCAUGACCUCUUUGUAUUACGAGGAACAAAUAAAGCUGAUGCUGGAAAAGAACUGGAAACACAAAAAGAGGUGGUGGUGUCAAUGCUACUAAGACUUAUCCAGUAUCAUCAGGUGCUGGAGAUGUUCAUCCUAGUACUGCAACAGUGCCACAAAGAGAAUGAAGACAAAUGGAAAAGAUUGUCCCGACAGAUAGCAGAUAUAAUUCUCCAAAUGUUAGCAAAACAACAGAUGCAUAUAGAUUCCCAUGAAGCUCUGGGAGUAUUGAACACUUUAUUUGAAAUUUUGGCUCCUUCAUCCCUCCGUCCAGUGGACAUGCUUUUAAGAAGUAUGUUUGUUAUUCCCUGUACAAUGGCAUCAGUGAGCACUGUUCAGUUAUGGAUAUCUGGUAUCCUAGCUAUCCUUAGAGUUCUGAUUUCACAAUCAACAGAGGAUAUAGUUCUAUCUCGGAUUCAAGAGCUUUCUUUCUCCCCUUACUUAUUGUCAUGUCAAACAAUUAACAGGCUAAGGGAUGGGGAGAAUAAUGAACCCACACCUGAAGAACAAAUUGAGCUGAAACAGGCUAAAUAUCUGCCUGAAGAGACAUUUUCUAGGUUCUUGUUACAAUUAGUGGGCAUUCUGUUGGAAGACAUUGCUACAAAACAGUUGAAAGUGGACAUGAAUGAACAGCAGCACACUUUCUAUUGCCAAGAGUUGGGCACAUUGCUUAUGUGUUUAAUACAUGUCUUCAAAUCAGGGAUGUUCAGAAGAAUCACAGCUGCUGCCAGCAGGCUUUUUACAGGAGAUGGAUCUGAUGGUAGUUUUUAUACCCUUGAGAGUCUGAGUGAUCUUGUUCAGUUCAUGAUUCCCACACACCCUUCUUUAGUGCUCCUCUGGUGUCAAAUCCUACUUCUUGUCAAUUACACUAACUACAGCUGGUGGUCGGAGGUGCAUCAAACACCAAAGAGGCACAGUCUUUCUAGUACUAAAUUGCUGAGCCCUCAGAUAUCUGGAAACAGUGAUGAAUUUGUUUCGGAAUCCAAAUUUGGCAUGUGCAAUCGAGAGAUCGUACGAAGAGGAGCACUCAUUCUUUUUUGUGACUAUGUUUGUCAAAACCUACAUGAUUCAGAACACUUGACAUGGCUUAUAGUGAAUCAUGUUCAAGAUCUGAUUAAUCUGUCUCAUGAGCCUCCUGUACAAGACUUUAUUAGUGCUGUUCAUAGGAAUUCAGCAGCCAGUGGUCUCUUCAUCCAGGCUAUUCAGUCUCGGUGUGAGAACCUCGCAACUCCAACAACACUAAAGAAGACCCUGCAAUGCUUAGAGGGCAUUCAUCUCAGCCAGUCUGGUGCAGUGUUAAUGUUGUAUGUGGAUAAGCUUUUGUGUACUCCAUUCCGUGUGCUGGCUCGCAUGGUUGACACACUUGCUUGUCGUCGAGUAGAAAUGCUUUUGGCUGCAACUUUACAGAACAGCGUUUCUCAGUUACCAGUUGAAGAACUGGAUAGAAUUCAGGAAUAUCUUCAAAACAGUGGAUUAGCACCAAGACACCAAAGACUUUACUCGCUAUUGGACAGGUUUCGCCUUACAGUAGCCCCAGAAACAACUAGCCCUUCACCUUUGGUUACUUCGCACCCACUGGAUGGGGAAAACCAACCAGCCUUAGAGAAUGUAAUUCCGGACAAAGACUGGUAUGUAUCACUAGUCAGAUCACAGUGCUGGGUCAGGUCAGACUCUACACUGCUGGAAGGUGCAGAGCUGGUGAAUAGGAUACCUCAGCCUGAACUAAACUCCUUCAUGACCAGUAAGGAGUUCAACUUAAGCUUGUUAGCUCCCUGUUUAAGUCUUGGCAUGAACGAAAUCUCAGAAGACCAAAAGAGCAGCCUCUUUGAAACUGCCCGUAGGGUAACCCUCGACCACGUGUGUAACAUUGUUCAAAAAUUUCCUGCCAGACAUCAAGUUUUUCAGCCGUUGCGGCCAAUUGAGACUUCAGCCUAUUGGAGCAAGCUAAGCGAUAUUUUUGGAGACACGAUGCUGUAUCAGACUGUGAUGAAACUCUCUCGUGCACUGGCUCAGUAUUUGUUGUUACUCUCUAAAUUACCAGCAUCUCUCUGCAUUCCACCUGACAAAGAGAGUGACAUCCUGAAGUUUGUAGUAAUGUCAUUAGAGGCACUGUCAUGGCAUUUAAUACAUGAACAGAUUCCUCUAAGUAUAGAUCUUCAAGCUUCUUUGGAAUGCUGCUGCCUAACGUUACAGCAACCUGGUCUCUGGAAUUUGUUGGCUUCUGCAGUGUAUGUGACACAGGCUUGCUCCCUAAUUAAUUGUAUCAGAUUCAUAAUAGAGGCAGUUGCAAUUGAACCUGGAAACCAGCUUCUUAGUCCAGAAAGAAAGAAGACUACUUCAAAAGGGGUCAGUGAGGAUGAAGUUGAUUCAAAUGCUCAAAAAGCAAAAUAUAUUACAACAGCUUGUGAAAUGGUGGCUGAUAUGGUGGAGUGUUUACAGACUGUCUUGACGUUGGGAAAUAAGAGAAACAACAGUAUCCCAGCAUUUCUCACUCCUGUCCUUAAGAACAUAAUCAUCAGCUUGGGUAGACUGCCUCUAGUAAACAGCUACACAAGAGUACCUCCCUUGGUCUGGAAACUAGGCUGGUCACCAAAACCUGCAGGUGAUUUUGGCACAGCUUUUCCAGAAAUUCCUGUAGAAUUUCUUCAAGAAAAAGAAAUCUUUAAAGAGUUCAUCUAUCGCAUUAAUACAUUGGGGUGGACCAGCCGUACCCAGUUUGAAGAAACCUGGGCUACUCUCCUUGGUGUGCUUGUAACUCAACCAAUUGUAAUGGACCAAGAAGAAAGUCAACAAGAGGAAGACACAGAGAGGACCCAAAUUAAUGUUCUUGCAGUACAAGCCAUAACCUCCUUGGUGCUGAGUGCAAUGACAAUACCAGUUGCAGGCAAUCCAGCAAUUAGCUGCUUAGAACAGCAGCCCCGCAAUAAAGCUUUAAAAGUUCUGGAUACAAGGUUUGGGAGGAAGUUAAGUGUUAUCAGAGGAAUUGUGGAACAAGAAAUCCAAGCAAUGAUAUCUAAGAGGGAUAAUAUUGCCACUCACCAUUUUUAUCAAGCAUGGGACCCUGUGCCAUCACUUUCUCCUGCUACCACAGGUGGUCUUAUCAGCCAUGAAAAGCUUUUACUGCAGAUCAAUACUGAGCGAGAAAUGGGAAACAUGGGCUAUAAACUAGGACAGGUUUCUAUACACUCCGUGUGGCUAGGAAAUAACAUCACUCCAUUGAGAGAAGAGGAGUGGGAUGAAGAUGAAGAAGAUGAGAGUGAUAUGCCUGCUCCUUCUUCACCACCAACCUCUCCUAUUAACUCCAGGAAACACCGGGCUGGGGUUGAUAUACAUUCUUGUUCUCAGUUCUUGCUUGAACUGUAUAGUCAAUGGAUAUUGCCAUCAAAUCCUAGCAAGAGAACGCCAGUCAUUCUGAUUAGUGAAGUGGUGCGAUCACUUCUGGCAGUGUCUGACUUGUUUACAGAAAGGAAUCAAUUUGAAAUGAUGUAUACCACAUUGACAGAAUUGCGGAAGGUGCAUCCAUCAGAAGAUGAGAUUCUUAUUCAAUAUUUGGUACCAGCCACAUGUAAAGCAGCUGCUGUUCUUGGAAUGGAUAAAGCUGUAGCCGAGCCAGUAAGCCGUCUGUUGGAAUCAACACUACGCAGCACCCAUAUGCCAAGUCGGAUUGGAGCUCUGCAUGGAAUUCUUUACAUCCUUGAGUGUGACCUGCUUGAUGAAACAGCAAAGCAACUCAUUCCAAUUAUCAGCGAGUAUUUGCUUUCCAAUCUGAGAGGGAUAGCCCACUGUGUAAAUGUCCAUAACCAACAGCAUAUUUUAGUGAUGUGUGCUGCAGCAUUCUACUUGAUAGAGAAUUACCCACUUGAUGUAGGGCCUGAAUUCUCUGCAGGAAUUAUACAGGUCUGUGGCGUAAUGGUGUCUGGAAGUGAUGAAUCAACUCCAUCCAUUAUUUACCAUUGCGUCCUCAGAGGAUUAGAACGACUCCUCCUUUCAGAGCAACUUUCUAGGCUGGAUAGUGAAUCUUUAGUUAAACUAAGUGUUGAUAGAGUCAACAUACACAGUCCCCACAGAGCAAUGGCAGCCUUGGGGUUAAUGCUGACUUGCAUGUAUACAGGAAAAGAGAAAAUUAGCCCAAGUCGUGCAACAGAUGCAAAUCCCACAGCUCCAGACAGCGAGUCUGUUAUUGUGGCUAUGGAACGGGUGUCUGUUCUUUUUGAUAGGAUCCGGAAAGGAUUUCCUUUUGAAGCUAGAGUAGUGGCACGGAUCCUCCCUCAGUUCCUAGAUGACUUUUUCCCUCCACAGGAUGUAAUGAACAAAGUUAUUGGAGAAUUUUUAUCCAACCAGCAGCCAUAUCCACAAUUCAUGGCCACAGUAGUUUAUAAGGUUUUUCAGACACUACAUACCACUGGACAGUCACCAAUGGUCCGUGAUUGGGUGAUGCUCUCUCUCUCCAACUUCACACAGAGAACGCCUGUUGCAAUGGCAAUGUGGAGUCUUUCCUGUUUUUUUGUCAGUGCUUCCACCACUCAGUGGGUUUCAGCAAUUCUUCCACAUAUUAUCAGCAGAAUGGGAAAAUCGGAGCAAGUGGACAUUAACCUCUUCUGUUUGGUGGCCAUAGACUUUUACAGACACCAGAUAGAUGAGGAACUAGAUCGAAGGGCCUUCCAGUCUGUGUUUGAGAUGGUAGCAUCGCCAGGAAGCCCAUAUCAUCGCCUACUAACUUGCUUGCAAAAUGUUCACAAGAUCACGGCAUGCUGAACGUCAUGAUAUUGGUUAAUGAAACUCGGUGGCUUGAUUUGGACUCUGGUAUGAAUGUUUAGAGAGAGAUAAAUUUGCAGAAAGCAGCUGGGAUUUGCUUCUGCAAUGAAUCUGCAUCUGUCAGUUUUAUACUUCAUGCUUGUUUGCACGGAGAAGCACUGUGCACCACAGAGGAUCACAUGAAAGGUGGAAUAGGAACAUUCUUAUUAGCAGUGGUUAGCUGUGUUAAAUGGAAAUAUGUAUAUGUUUUAUGUAAUGUUUGGGAUUAACCUGAGGCUGAAUUACUAACUGUAAAAUACAUGGGCAGAUACUUUAUGCAGGAAAGCCAGGUAUUACUCUUCUUCCUGAUGUUCAAUUUAAGUCACCAUGUUGCAUCUGGUAUUGAAAAUCUGACAGAAAUACUCUCAGUGCAAGUUUUCAGUCAUUACAAAUCUUUAUAGUUUAUGUGUGUGUGUGUGUGUGUGUAUAUAUAUAUAUAUAUAUAAUAUAUGUACACUGUGAGGUAGUAUAGAUCAGAAACUGUUUCCUAACGUCUCUCCCAAACAAGGAAAUGAGAAACCAGUUUUCAGGAGUAAUGCUCCCAGCAUGCAAUUAUUCUGUCUCUGGACUUUCUAAUAUACUGUGGUGUAUUUGUUGGUGGCAUGGGACAUAUAAUGCACAUACAUAACCACACUUUUUUCUUUUUUCUUCUCAGGAUUUAAAAUUUUAGUACAAUAUAUCAGUAAAAGAAAUUUUAACUUAAAUAUUUCUAUAUCAUGUAAAGUAUGUAAAAUUGUAAAAUGUGUGGUGCAUGAAAUGUGCUGUAAUUUGAAAUGAACAAAAAGCCACUCUACUGAAUGUCUUGACAUCUGUAUUGCCCUCAUUUUCUCAUUGUGUGAUCUUUAAAAUCCAUCUUAAUGUACAGGUUACAUUUUAUGUACUACAUUUCACAUUUUUGUAGGGUAACACUUUAAAAACUGGAACAUAUAGGCUAGUUUGUGUUGAUGCUAUAUUAAGAAGGCAUUUUUGUGAUUCAUUUGAUGGUAGCUUGUUUUGAGUUUCUUUAUUUUGAGAUGUAAAGGAGAGGGGACUAGAUAGCCUGGAUUAGCACUUUUUGUAUACUAAGCUGCUCUCACCUGCUGCAGAGGCAUUGGGGGUUUUUGUUUUGUUUUGGUUUUUUGGUGGUUUUUUUUUUUUUUUUGAGAGAGAGAGAGAAAAAUGAUGCAAGUUUCCAGUAGCCAAUAACUAUCUGGCUCUUUCAUUUAUACUAACAGAAACCAUGGAGUCAUUUGGAUAUAAACCACUCACUUUACUCUAAGCAAAUUUAUGACGACAGUUAAGAAUCAGAAGUCUAAUGUGGUCUACUCUGGCGUUGGCCAAGGUGUUAGGUUAUACAACCUCUUUUAUUAGUUGUCUACAACAUUAUGUUUAUACACAAACACUGCAUAAACAUCCACAAAUUCCAAAAUUCUCCAGUUCUACACAGGGCCAAAUUCUGUUUACGCCUCAUACAAGCCUUUGAUUUUAGUUGGUUGCACGUGGGAAAUCUAGGACAGUAUUUUUCCGAUAACUGCAUCUGAUAUAAUUCUUCAAUAUAGAAAAGUAAUGCCUUGGUUCUGAGCUACAUUGCUAUAUUUAACCUCAUUACAUUUUCUCAUUAACACCUGUUGGUAACACUCAGAAUAUCUAAGUAGUGUUAUCAAAAGGAGCAUAUACUGUAUGUAUUUCUGUAUAUAAUGUAUAUGUAAUUAUACACAUAUGACUACAUUUACUGUAUACAAAUGUGUAUAUUUGUAUUUAUUAAACCCAUGGAUUUAAACUAAUUCCAGUUCUUAGACCAAAAAUGGUUGCUUUUGCCCAUAACUUGAUUAUAAAGGAAUUGCCCAAUGAUGUCACUUCCUCUUAUGAUAGGUACAAAACUGAUUACAUGGGCAGCAGAAAUAACUGUGGACUUUGCUGUAUCUAGCUGUUUGAUAGAGUUUAUUAUCUAGAGAGUUUAUUUCUGCCCUCUGAGUUGGCUGCUACUGCUUCUUUCUUGGGCCAUGGCACUGUGGUGACUUUUUAAAAAAAGAAACUGAAGUUCAGAAAGGGUUUAAAAAUAGAUAUUAUUAAAGGUUUUGGUUAUACUGGAAAUCUUACAGUUCUGGUAAGAGACCACUUGCCAGGGAAGUGAGCUAUAAUGCCCUCAGAUUGCAAUUAAGGGUAAUAUAGAUCACUAGUCCCUUUUGUAACCCCCAAUAAUAGUCUUAUUCUAUAAACCCACAUACCAGUCAGUUUUUGUAUGAUAUAUUGUAAGUGAAGAUAUUUUUGUAAGCUAUUUUCCAAAAUUUAAAACAGAUUUUAAUAUAUUUUUGAAGCAUUUGAUAGUCACACCUUAACCAUAGAUCACUAUACUUUCUGUUUCAUGAACAGAUAAAUCUUACAUAUUUUUAACCUCAUAAAUAGCCACUGCAUGGUUGGUCAGUGUGCCUCCAGAUGAUGGAGGCUGGCCAUCCCAACUUGUGAAGUUUUCCAAACAAAUCAGCCGAGACUUGCCAUAGAAACUUUCCCACCAAUAAAAAGAGCAUAUUAAGCUAAGGAGUCAACAUGUAACAGAAAUGGAUUUCUUUUCAACAUGUGAUAAAUUCCCUGUCCUCAGUACUAUUGUUGGCAUUUGAUAGGAUGUUCAGAUUUCCCACUUCAAAACAUCACCCAAAAGUGAUGCAGCCAGGUCUGUCUUCAGAUAAAUUCAAGGAUAAUUAGAAUAGUUGUGUGUGUCGGUCUUCUCUCCAUGAAGAUUUGUCAUACAUAGAAAACAGGUUUGCUGUCUGUAGAUCUUCAGUGUGUCUAGAUUUUUCUUCUCUGGAAUUAUUAACUGAAUACAAAUACACAUUCAUUUUCAGAUGUAUGAAUGUCUUGAAGGGGACAUGGCUGGUUAUUCUCCAUAGUUUGUAAUUACACAUUUAUAAGGCUAAAAUUUAACAUUUAUUUCCCUUGAUGUGCAUUUUUGUCCUUUGUUUCUUUUGGAAUGAAAAUUAUAAUUUUUGUAUUUGUAAAAAUAUCUAAUAUCUACACAAUUCUGGUGACACCUAUCAGUAAUUACGUUGUGCUUUAUGGCUUAAUUUCUGCCUCUUACCGCAGAACAGGAUAUCACAUGGUCAUGUUUUCUGUGUCUAUUUAAAAGAAAUCUUAAGGUUAGAUUUUUUUUUUUAAAUUACCAUCUGUAAGAUUUGUUGCUCCAAUUUAUGAUUUUUUUAUAUUUGACCAAGAUUAACCGUUUCCCUUUUUAAUAUGCUAUCAGUAGACUAAAACAAGAUCCAUGCUUGAUAUCAAACUGGUUUUGGAAAUUAAACUGAGUUUUUCACUGAGACCCGAGGUAUAAAUAGUUAGAUGUAUAUCUGGUGUCCUAAAUAACUAAAAUAAGCAAUAUUUAACACAUUCUAUAUACAUAUAGCGUGAUUGAUAAAUCAGUUUUUUCAUUUAGAGGGUCUUGAAAUAGUUUGUAGCAUAACUAAGAGAAUACAUUUGUGAACAAGCAAAUUGAUAAUUUAUUGAAAUCUAAAUGAGGUUUAACCUAGAGAACCUGCUUUUUUUUCAUAAAGUGCUGCCUCUUUUGAGACUCUCUUACUUGCCUCUGAAUUUUUAAAAAGUAUCAGGCAGAUAUCACUUGAUCAGUAAAGUUUGGCUAAAGUAAUUUCCUUUGUCUUCAGUGAAGUUUUAUUUUAUUCCUUUCAACAGAGGAGAAAUUUGAAACACCUUAUACUAAAACAAGUUGAAUUAAUGCAAGUAAUUUCUAUUUGCAAUUUGACUGUCAGGUGAGGUUUUAUUAAAAAUCCUUCUUUUUAGUGCUUGUGCCCACUUUGGGAUGUCUCCCUCACUUAAAAAAAUAAAUACAAACACUGGUAUUCAUGAAUUCUACGUUAUAUUACUUCCCAUUGCAGAAAAUCCCUUCUCAGCAUGAAAGGAUAAAAUCUGACUCACUAUUUGACGUGAACAUUGAUUAAAACUGUGAAUACCUAUUGAGCAGCUUUCAGUAAAACUUGAAAAAGAAUAGUCAACCUUCAGAUUAAAAGUGAAUUCCAAUCUAGUAUUUCUUAAUUCUAUUUUAAGAACAUUUCAUCAUGUUGUUCUCUUUUAACUUAAAGUUGGCUUUGUAUAGCAAAUAAGGAGGUUGUGUCAAAAACACUGCAAAGGCAAUCCUCCAAGAGCAGUCUUCAAGAGCAGACUCUAAAUCUUCAUAUGGUAUUUCAGCGCUGUCAUGACUAAACACUAUCCAUGCAAGAAACAUUCAGGUGUAAUGAGCAAUAAAUAUAGCAAUAAGCAGUCUAAAGAGAUGGUUAGUCAUUCAGGAUUUUACACAUUGGUUCUUUGUGGGGGCAACUGAGUCACUGUGUUAAAUAAGUUUUAGUUUUCUUAUAAAGACCCCAAGAAUGCUAUGCACUAAAACCAGGAACCAACUGAGAAUAACCAAGGAUAUAUUUUUAAACGGGCACCAGUAUGUAACAGUAAAAAGAGAGCAAUUUUAAGGUUAUAAAACAGCAAAGGAAGUAUUUCAGUAAUUCCCUUAUUCUAAAUAAAGUUAUCUGUAGUAAAACUGAGAAUCUGAGAUGCCUACCUUCUGUUAGGGUAAACACGGCACCAAAGAAUCUGGAAAGGGUGCUGAAGUCCAGUGUGCUCAUUUACCUCAUUUUGAGAAUUCAGAUGGAAAUGUUUGUGCCUGUUACCUUAAAGUAUCCAUUAAAUAACUUCAAAAAAACUAACAACAUUCCUAAGAGGAGAGCUUCUAUGGUAUGUCAAGUGAUUAAAGUUAGCUGGACAUGAAUGCCAUGGAAACACAGUUUAGGGGUGCGUGUAUUGUUUUGUCACAUGCAUGUUGUGUGUGGACUUGUCAUCGUUCACAUCAGUCUUUGUCUACACAUAAUGUCAAAUUAGACCAGCCUGACAAAGGAAGGAUAGGGUAACUGGCAUACCAUACAGUCCUAUGAUGUUGUCUCAUAUGGCUUGAGGGCUAUGAUGGGCAAGGCUUGGAGCCCCAACACCAACAGUAGCUGUAUUCAGAAUAAAAGGAAGGAAUAUAAUUUUAGAUGUAUGUUUAAAGACGUUUGCUGAAAAUAUUGCACAUUAAAAUUAGAGAAAAUAAACUAUA
Messenger RNA from Gopherus evgoodei (Goodes thornscrub tortoise), 14568 nucleotides. It is a transcript of the gene HTT, whose product is annotated as huntingtin. The record is from RefSeq and is a predicted model, not a curated record. NCBI's taxonomy places the organism in Eukaryota, Metazoa, Chordata, Testudines, Testudinidae. Gene Ontology annotation, cellular component: nucleus; cytoplasm.